Molecule: messenger RNA, 2383 nt
Organism: Nematolebias whitei (Rio pearlfish)
Lineage: Eukaryota; Metazoa; Chordata; Actinopteri; Cyprinodontiformes; Rivulidae
Gene: dll4
Product: delta-like 4 (Drosophila)
Exons: 11
Coding region: 158-2200 (680 amino acids)
Biological process (GO): Notch signaling pathway; heterophilic cell-cell adhesion; multicellular organism development
Cellular component (GO): protein-containing complex; plasma membrane
Molecular function (GO): calcium ion binding
Source: RefSeq, a predicted model, not a curated record
GAGCUGCUGAAAACUCCUCCAUCUCUGGAGUGAAGGAUUUAUUUGUGUUUUACUUUUUUUAAUUAUUAUUUUUAUUCCCUUGGUGUGAAUACUUGGGAAUAAGGAGACUUUGCUGGUGACGCGGCUGCCCAGGGGGGCGGGGGGGAAACGAGAAAGGAUGGCAGCCUGGUUCACCUUUACCAUCGCUUCCACGUUGAUAUCACAGGUGUUUGGGUCGGGAGUUUUUGAGCUGGAUCUGCGCGAAUUUACAAACUACAGGGGUUUGCUGGCCAACGGGAACGCGUGCCAGCCCAGCUGCAGGACUUCUUUUAAAAUUUGCUUGAAGAACUAUCAGGCCGUGGUGUCGCCGGGGGACUGCAUCUUUGGAAGUACAACGACGCCGGUGCUGGGGAUGAACUCUUUCAGCGCCAAGGACACUUUACAGGGACACGUUCAGAUCCCCUUCAGGUUCGGGUGGCCGGGCUCAUUUUCAUUAAUAAUUGAAGCCUGGCAUUCACCUCAUGGAGAUCUACCUGUAGAUAAUAACCCAGACUUCAUAAUUAGCUUUUUUGCCAUCCAAAGACAGCUGGGUGUGGGAACUGACUGGUCCCAGGACACACUAACCGGAGAACACACCGAGCUGAAGUAUUCGUACCGGUUCAUCUGCAACGAGAGUUACUACGGCGAAAAUUGUUCCAAAAAAUGCACGCCUAGAGAUGACCGGUUUGGCCACUACACCUGCACCCGAGACGGGCAGUUAUCCUGUCUUCCCGGCUGGAAAGGAAAAUACUGUGAAGAACCCAUUUGUCUCGAGGGUUGCAGCGAGAGGAAUGGAAACUGCUCCCAACCCGGGGAGUGUGUAUGCAGAAAAGGCUGGCAAGGCACUUUCUGUGACGAGUGUAAGAAGUACCCGGCCUGCAAGCACGGUACCUGCCAGCUGCCGUGGCAGUGUAACUGCCAGGAGGGCUGGGGGGGCCUAUUAUGUGACCAAGAUCUGAACUUCUGCACACAUCACCGUCCCUGUUUGAACGGCGCCACCUGCAUGAACACGGGCCAGGGGAGCUAUACGUGCACUUGCUUUCCUGGAUUUACGGGGGUCAACUGUGAGCUGGAGAUGCAGGAGUGUGACAGCAAUCCCUGCAGGAACGGAGGGAUAUGCACAAACUUGGAGAGCGGCUACAUGUGCACAUGUCCCCAAGGCUUCGAGGGCCCCCACUGCGAACACAACCUGCUGACAUGCGCCGACUCUCCGUGUUUCCACGGCGGUAAAUGCUGGGAGAAAGACAGUGGGCGCAGCUACAUGUGUGAGUGUCCCCCUGGCUACACUGGACUCAACUGUGAGAAGAGGAUGGAUAAAUGCACGUCGCUUCCCUGCGCUAAUGGUGGUCUCUGUCUACUCCAAGGAGGCAUGCGCAUGUGUAGCUGCCGAGCGGGCUUCACCGGACCGCGCUGCGAAAUAAACAUCAACGAAUGCGCUGGUAACCCCUGCCUUAACGGAGGUACCUGCCAAGACAGGAUAAAUGACUAUUUCUGCGCUUGUCCGGCGGGAUACAGCGGACGCAACUGCGACAGAGUCCUGGAUGAGUGUUCCCUUCGACCCUGCCUCAACGGAGGUGUUUGCACUGGAGGUGGCGGGCCAGGCAAGCCUCCAGCGACCUGUGUCUGCCCUUCCGGCUUUACCGGGCCUAGAUGCGAAUCCUUUGCCACCUUCAGUCCCCCGGGGGACGAUGGCUUCCAGUGGGCGGCUAUCUCUCUGGCUGUGGGUCUGGUGGCGCUGCUUGUGCUGCUGUGUAUGGUGGGCCUGGCUUUACGGCACAUACACAGGCAGGCCCGAAGGCAGCGGGAAGAAACAAAGACUAUGAACAAUUUAUCCAAAGUUCAGGGGGAUAACUUGAUCCCAACAUCCCAGCUGAAAAACACCAACCAGAAACUCAGUCUGGAGGUGGACUGUGACACAGAAAAAUCAAACUUUAUCCAUAAAAAUUACCACUUGGACUUUUACAACUCUAAAUCAAAAGAAUUCACGGACGAAAAGUCGCAAGAGGAUAAAAGUCUUAUUUAUGACAAGUGUUUAGAAGAUAAAAUGCCUUUGAGUAGAAUGUACAGUGAAAAGCCUGAGUGUAGGAUAUCUACAAUAUGUUCCUCAAGAGACUCUAUGUACCAGUCGGUAUUUGUUAUAGCAGAGGAGAGGAAGGAAUGCGUCAUAGCGACUGAGGUAUAAACUGAAAGGGGGUCAGAAAGGCUUGAAAGGAGGACCGAGACACAAUCGAGGCAGAAUAUAAUAUUCUGGAUUGUUUACAAAUGCUGAAAAGAGACUGGAGAUUAAGAUGUUUUGCCGCUGCUCUGGAACACUCAAAGAGCUGGAGAGGACAGAAUCUUCUGCUCUGAAAAUAAAAGACAAAAA